AUGGGCAUAUUCAAGAAUAGCCGGGUCUAUGUGCUCGCCACAGUGGCAUAUACGGGUUCAUUCCUAUUCGGAUAUGACACAGGUGUGAUGGGAAGCGUGCUGGAACUUCCAAGUUUCAAGGCCGAUUUUGGACUCACAACUGGAGGUUCUGGUUUUUCGACUGCCAAUGCUGAAGUCUCAUCGAAUGUCGUUUCCCUUCUCACUGCCGGGUGUUUCUUUGGUGCUAUCUUCGGCGCUAUAGCCAACGAACGGUUUGGCCGUCGGUAUUCCAUCAUGGGAUUCCUGACAUUCUUCCUUAUCGGUGCUGCUGUCCAAACCGCCGCUACCGGCACGCUAGCCUAUAUGUAUGCCGGCCGGGUGAUUGCAGGUUUCGGAGUCGGAGGAAUGUCAGCUAUCACCCCAAUCUUCGUGUCUGAGAACUGCCCACCGGCCAUUCGUGGUCGUAUUGCUGGUCUCUUCCAGGAGUUCCUCGUCAUUGGUAUCACUGUCGCAUACUGGCUUUGCUAUGGCGUGGCAGAGACCCUCCCCGCCACAACCAGACAGUGGCGCAUCCCUAUUGCAUUCCAGCUUGUGCCCGGUGGUCUAAUGAUGAUUGGCAUGUUCUUUUUGACCGAAUCUCCUCGCUGGUUAGCGAAAGAAAAUCGUCUCGAGGAAGCCAUCGAAGCCCUUGCAUAUAUGCGCUCUGAGCCGGUCACAAGCCUUGUGGUCCAGACUGAGAUGGCGGAAAUCAAAGCGGCCGUCGAACACGAAGUCGAAUCAACACAGGGCCUCACUUGGCGAGAAGCAUUCCUACCUGGCAACCGUCUUCGCUUUAUCAACUGUUUCUUGAUUAUGUUCUGGCAGCAGUGGACGGGCACCAACAGCAUCGGGUACUAUGCCCCCCAGCUGUUCCAGACAAUUGGAGUCACCGGCGGUAACACGAGUUUGUUCACAACGGGUAUCUAUGGUAUUGUCAAGGUGAUAUCCACUGGAAUCUUCCUCAUCGUUGGUAUCGACAAGGUCGGUCGGCGGUGGUCUCUUAUUGCUGGCGCUAUUUGGAUGUGCACAAUGAUGUUUAUCCUGGGUGGUGUUCUGGUGACCUAUCCUCCGGAUCCUAGCGGUAACGGUACUCUUUCGUCUGCAUCGCUCGCCAUGAUUGUCAUGAUUUACCUCUACGUCAUUGGCUAUUCCGCAUCGUGGGGACCGAUUCCAUGGGUUUACAUUUCUGAAAUCUUCCCAACUCGCCUUCGUUCCUACGGUGUUGGUUGCGGAUCGGCAACUCAAUGGCUCUUCAACUUUGUGGUGACUUAUGUGACUCCCUCCGCAAUUGGCAACCUUGGCUGGCGAACCUUCAUCAUGUUUGGUUGCUUCUGCUUUAUCAUGGCUAUUUGGGUUUUCCUCGUCGUCAGGGAAACGAAGGGUCGCUCUCUUGAGGAGAUGGAUGUUCUCUUUGAGAAGUUCCAUGCCCUUGGCCGUUUGCCUGAUAUUGAAAUUGCACAGGAAAGAAAGCUUUCAUUUGAUGGUGCUGCUACCUCGGUUCAUAAUGAAGUACAGGGUGUUGAGAAAGAGGAUUAUGUGAAGACAUAA
Molecule: messenger RNA, 1566 nt
Organism: Penicillium roqueforti
Lineage: Eukaryota; Fungi; Ascomycota; Eurotiomycetes; Eurotiales; Aspergillaceae
Exons: 2
Coding region: 1-1566 (521 amino acids)
Biological process (GO): carbohydrate transport; transmembrane transport
Cellular component (GO): membrane
Molecular function (GO): carbohydrate:proton symporter activity
Source: RefSeq, a predicted model, not a curated record